AUGGCGCCGAGUCUCGCGCCGUUGCCCGCGGAGGCCUGCCUCGAGGGGGCCUCGCCCUGGCUGUCUCCUGCGGCUUCCUGGGCUUCCUCCUCGCCGCUCUCUGCGGCUCCGUCGCCGACAGGGCCCGCGGCACCGUCUCGGCUGCCAGUCGCCGCUUCGCUGUCUUCCGCCUCCGUUUUCUCUUCCUCCUCUGUGUCCUCCGCCGACGCGCAGCCCCCGGUCAACGCGCGCAUCGUCUUCUCCCUCACCGAAGACGCCCACGUGCUGGAGGAGACGCCGGAGAGCCACGGCGCGCGCGAGCAGACCGCCGAGGAGGGCGCGGGAGGCGGCGACGCGCGCCGCGCCCAACGCACCGCUGGCGCGGAGCGGCUGGGCUGUGGAGAGUUAAGAGCCGAGGGCGCGCAGGGCCGCCAAGGGGGCCGCGCGCAGCGGAGGGAGCGAGAGGAGGCCGAAGAGAGUCAGCCGUCGGCGAGUCGAGUGUUGCUCGGGAGAGGCCGCGAGCUGCUUGGCGCCGACGACGCCGGCGAGGCCUGUGGCGCGAAACGGAGAGUGGCUGUCCUCUGCAAGCGACUGGAUGACGGCGACAGCGACGCGGACGAUGCGGGCGAGGCGCCGAGCGACGCCGCCCACCACGGCGUGUACGUCGAGCCCAUCGCCUUCUGCAGAGACACCGCAAGCAUCAACGACAUCCGCCUGCUGCUCAUGAGGGCGCAAACCGACCCCGUAGUCGCCCAGACCGUCGUCUACAACCUCAAGGCACGGGAGAGCAUCAUCGAGCAAGUCAUGAGUCAGCUGUCAGCUCUGCUGGAGCGGACGAUGGAGGCGGAGCGAGAGAGGGACGCGCUUCUCCGCAAAAGCGACUACCUGCGCGCCAACGCCUACCUCGCUUCCGCUUCCCCUCCCGCGCCCGAGGGCGACGAGCUCGAGGAGGCCAACGACGGCGAAGAAUCCAGCAGGGAACGAGGCACGCCUCUGUCGCGCGCGAGCGAAGCCAGACAAAAUGAGGAAGAUUCUCCGCUUUCCACGGCUGAGCGGGCGGCCUCGUCGGGCGGGGCUGCUGCCGCAGGAGGCGCCGCCCCUGCCUCGAGCCCCCGGAGCGAGAAGAACGCGCGCGACGCCGCGAAAGAAGAAGCGAGCGAAAGAGACGCCGCAGACGCGAAGGACGGAGAGAGCGCGCAGAGAGGCGAAGAAGGCGAGCCGAGCUGCGCAGCUGCGCCGCCGCAAGAGAAGGAGGCAGACUUGCGCGACGAAGAACUCCAAGCCAGCGCGCAGACUGCGCGCGUCUCGUUCGCUGAGUGGGAGAGAACACUGCAUACUCAUAAGGAGAAAGUCGAGCGCCUCACGCAGCUGAUGCAGCACAUUCAGGCACUCCUCAGCGGGGAGAGACUGGAGGGCGGAUCGCAAGCGGCGGAAGACGCUUGCAAGAUUGGAGAAGACACGAAUGCGAAAGCUGUUCGCGCAGACAUCCUCGAGGUGUUGAGGGCUUCGUGUGACGCGCACCGAGCGGCGCUGAACGACCUCGUCAGCGCCGCAGACCGAAUUCGGCUCAAGACGCGCGGGUGUCGCGCCGGCCGCAACAAGCGGCUGCCUUCCUCUGCGUUUGGCGCGCGUCUCGGGUUUCCCUCCGUCGCCGCUCCAGGCGCGUGUGCGUUCCCCUGCUUUUCGGCACACGUCGCGUUUCCGCUCACCGCCUCGGGUUUCUCGUUGUCGCCUUCUCUCUGCGGGCGUCCGCCGCACCCGGGCAACGGCGAGAGCGAGGAGUCUCUGCGGGGCUGCGCAGCCGCACCUGACUGCCUCGCCGCGCGAGAAGGAGCCGGCGUCGAAGCCUUUCGCGCCGACAGCGAGCAGCCUAGCCGCACCAACUCCUCGUUCUCGGCGGCAUCGCUGAAGGACAGCGCACACGCCGGAGAGGACGCGCGCGGACCUCAACCCCGGGCGUGCGACGGCGAAGAAAAAGAGACACAUCAGAGUACUGGGCAGUGUGGAGGCACGCCCGCAGGCAGAGACGACGCCGGGCUGUCGCCGCAGCCGCAGGCGGCGUUCCUGCUCGAGAUUUCUCGCUUCAACGAGCAGGCGAUGCGCAUGAACCGCGCCUUCCACGCACCCGCUCAUCGCCGAGCGGGAGGAGCGUCUCGGCGCGAUUUCCGCUCGUUCGCUGCCUCUUCUUGCGGCUCGUUCGCUUGCCCUGUCGCGCCGCCGUUCUCUGCGUCUCCUGCGUUUCCUCCAACCUUCGGCGGCCGAGGCGCCUCGGGCGGCUUGCGUCGCUUUUCCGCGGCCUCCCACGCGCCACCGGCGCCGCCGCCGCCUCCUCCCUCGGGCGCAGCAAGCUGCGCGCUUGUCCAUCGCGCAGAAAGGCCUCUGCCGCCGACCGCGGGCGCGUCCCCAGGCUCCACUGCCUCCGCGCCCUUCCUGCCGAGGCCCUUCGCGCCGCUGGAGACUGCUGCGCCGCAGCCGCACAUCCCUCCGCCGCCCGCAUUUCCGCCGCCGCCCAGGUCAGGGGGGGCGUCGUUUCCGCGCUGCCCGCCCCUGCCGCAGGCGCAGGCGCAUGCAGGCCGUGCGCGGGCGUCGCAGUUGGCGCAACAGCCGUCCCAUCGCAGCCGCGCGGAUCGCCGCGCGCUGCCUGAACGCCCCACGCCGGUCUCUUUGCGCGCCGCGGGAGGCGGCGCCCGCGGCGCGGGGUCGCAGGCGCCCUGCGCAGGAAGCGCGCAAGCUCGCCGCGACGCGUCGGCGUGUGCAGAAGAGCGGCCGUCAGGGGUGCGCCUCGCCGCGAGCUCGUCGCCUGCGCCUCCUGCCUCGAAGGCCGCCGCCGACGCCGCGCAGGCCCUCCUGGAGGAAGACCAGUUGCUUCUUUUGCUUCUCGACUCCCAGCGCUGCGCGGCGGGCGAGGAUGCCUCUCAGCCGGCAUCGCGCGGCGAGCGCGGCGUCUUUGCGCCUGCGUCCGCGCCGCUGCCGGCGGUGCUCACUUCAGUCCCGUGCGUGCGGAUGCUGGGCGCUGCGCAGCAGAAAGGCUGCGUCAGAGACGCGACGAGGGAGACGCCAGCCCCGGCGCUGGCCUGUUUUCGCCUCGGCGGAGACGCCAGGGGGGAAGGGAGUCGAUUCGACGCAUUCGCGCACGCCGAGGCGGCGCCCGCAGCCGUCUUUGGACAGCUCGCGGGGGGAGGGGGCGACGCAUCGAACGGAUUCGAAAGAGACGCCAACUAA
Besnoitia besnoiti is the source of this 3201-nucleotide messenger RNA. RefSeq lists its product as uncharacterized. The transcript is spliced from 5 exons. The record is from RefSeq and is a predicted model, not a curated record. NCBI's taxonomy places the organism in Eukaryota, Apicomplexa, Conoidasida, Eucoccidiorida, Sarcocystidae. Bases 1 to 3201 code for a protein of 1066 amino acids.